CGCCGUCGUUGUUGUCCCCGUUGUCGUUGCGCACCGUUUGAUCAUUCUGUUUCCAUAGGAAUUCUACGGCGGGAUUUAAAAAGUAUCAGGAGGUGAUAGCGCCGGCAUUCGCCCACCCUCGCCCCGUCGUUUUCGCCGUGGCUACCGAAGAGGGUGGACGGCGCGAGAAGCCCCAGAAUGCUGACGACGAACAGCGCCUACGGUUGCCGUAAUCAUCCCUUCGCCGGCAGUCCGACGAGCAUCGCGACCAUCGGCAAUCUGGCGUCUACGACGCGGCCGAAAUUCCUGCCGAGGACCACCCCGAAGUUAAAAACGUUGUCCGGCGUAAACAACUGCGUGGAUCCGGCGUGCGUCGCGCGGAUGAAGCGAUUGAAAAAUAGAAAAGCAAAUGGCGCUUCGAGGAUGGACCUGAACAAGAGGAAGCCGGCGGACUACACGGAGUUGGCAUACAGAGAAGCUAUAUCGAAGUUGAAGUACCUGUUGGCUGAGUCCUACGCGCCAACAGCAAUGUCCGGAACAAAGCCACAGAGCAUCAGAAGCAUAUAUAAGAGCAGUAAUCUACGCAUUAGCGAAUCUGGAGAAGACACGGAUGAUCAGAGCAUAAUCAGCGGCAGUUUUCGCAGAAAGGAUCUCGCCGGGAACGCGGUCACCAAUACAUUCCCUCCGCUGUCGAAAACUAUUCAACCGACGAAAGCGUACAGUAACAUAGCGCUUUCAAGGGCUGAUCUGCAAUCCAUUCCGCCGGAGUUGACGUCCUUUAUCGAGCGACAAGAGGACUACAUCGAGCAGUUGGAACGAGAGUCCCAAUACUGUCGCGACGAGCUGAUCAAUCUGCUGAGUAAAGUUCGAGAGGUUGUAGCCGAGAACGAGGCGCUGCAUAGUAAGAAUCGAGAUGCGCUGUCGAAAUGCACUCUACAAGAUCACAAAGACUGUGUCGAAGCAGAUCGCGAGAGUCGCGAACGGGUCGAUAACGCUGCUGGUGACUUGGAAGUCAAAAGAGAGAAGCCUCUGGUAGGACCCAGCAUAGUGUUCGAGUCGAGAAUCAGCGAGUUGGAGGCGCAGUUGACACAGACGAAGCUGGAGUUGCGAAAGGCACAGGAGGAGAAUCAAGCGAACAUGAAACGUCUGUCAGACGGUUGCUCGAACGAAGGCAAUCCCGAGCUCCGAGCCGAAUUGGACAAGGCUCUGCGCGCCAAGUACGAGGCUGAAAUGAAGUUGGAGGAAUCGCAGAAACUGUUGUCGGCCGCGAGAGACAAGGAAACUGAGGCGACCCAUAAAGCGAAGCGAUCCAUGGACGACAGACAACAGAUCGAGUUUGAGAGGAAUCAGAGCGAGAUGGAAAUACGGAGAUUGAAGGAUGAGCUGGAGAGGCAACACGAGAAGCUGCGUGAUGCUGCUCAAGAAGCGAAUAGACGUAUAAGCGAUGAAAGGCAACAGCUGGAACGUCGGUAUAAUCAGCAGGUCGAGCAGCUCUCCGCGGACAUCGCUUCCCAUUGGGAAAUUGCUAACAAGUCGCAAUUGGAGUCCGAGAAGCAGCGAAGAGAGAUAAAUGAACUCAGAAGGGAGUUAUCUCAGAAGCAAACGUCCACCGAUAACCUGAAGAAAGAAUUGCAGAACAAGAUAUCUACUCUACAGAGCGAUCUUAAUCAAGCCUUGAGCGAGAAAGACGCAGCGGAACAGGAAGUUUUAACUGGCAAAUUAUCAGCCGAGCGGAGCGAACGGCAAGCUCGACAGGAGCAGAGUAGAUUGCAGACUGAGAUAAAUUCGUACAAGCAACGUCUGGAACGGGCGGACGCUGACUUGGUGCAUUGCAGACGAGAAAAUCUCAGACUGUCAGAGCAGAUAGCAUCUUUGGAGAAAGAGAUAAGUAUGAGCAAAAUUGCACACCCUGAGGACGGUCGUAGUCAAGUUACGCCUAGACUGGAGAACGAGAAGGAAUUGACUUCUAUGAUAAUGGACAUGGAGACUAAGCAUGCUGCUACGGUGGCGGGCCUAGAAGACGCCCUGAAUAAUCAGGCUACGCUCGUCUCGAGACUGACUGCCGAAUGCCAAUCUCUCACACAGCGUUUGGAAGCUAACAGUCUUAAACACAAGGAAGAAAUGGCCGGCCUACAAAGCAACAUAGAGCACUUAUCGAAUAAAAUACAAAGCAGCUUUGUGAGUCACGAAGGAGGAGCUCCUAUGGAAACUAACGAUGGCACGCCCGCAGCUUUUCAAUAUAAUCGUACGAUGGAUUCAGUAGCCCCGCCGUCGUCGAACGGAUUGCCAGCCGGUGAGAACAACAUUCCAACGUCGCGAAUGAUUCAUCAGACGUACGAGGCUGUUCCUCCCGGUCAACAAGUGACGGACGUAGGGCCCGAAGUGUAUUCUACGAACGAUCAGUCGCAGGACUUGUACGGCUUGUCGGACGACCAGCAGCGCGCCGUGGGAAACGACUCCGUACCAAACACGAUGGAGACCACGGAGAUGUACCAGAGAGACGUUCACGGCGACGAGCAAGAAUACACUGCGAAUGAUCCGAGCAUGGACACUUACAUGGCAGAGCAGGAUUACGAUCAGUAUAGUAGCUAUAAUACCGCACAGUAUCCGGGGGAACAAUAUGUUAACAACGAACAGUUCGAUGUAACAGCGGAGCCGAUGGAGGAUAGUCAAACUGUCUCUGACGCGACCGGACCCAAUACCAAAACUUUGCACUAACAUACUUUGUAUUAACGGCACACGUGCAUAAGCAAUAUAAUGUUUGUGAACAUAUAUCAAAAAUGUACGCAGAAUACAGGACAAUGUGUAAACCGAAA
This is a messenger RNA of Odontomachus brunneus, 2795 nucleotides long. RefSeq names its product serologically defined colon cancer antigen 8 homolog. Gene Ontology annotation, biological process: establishment of cell polarity; tube formation; neuron migration. Gene Ontology annotation, cellular component: centriole; centrosome. Lineage: Eukaryota; Metazoa; Arthropoda; Insecta; Hymenoptera; Formicidae. The record is from RefSeq and is a predicted model, not a curated record. The coding region runs from base 178 to 2697 and encodes 839 amino acids. The transcript is spliced from 10 exons.